CCAUCCGGGUGGGUUCUCAAGUCCGGGGCUGGGCUCCAAGCGGAGAUUCCCGCUGCUCUUCCUAAAUUUGGGAGCUCCACUCCCACGCCUGUUCUAAACCCGCAGGCGUGGGAAAGAAGGGGGGCGCUGGCAGUGUCAAGGAACGACUGGGGAGUCCAGGAGCACCCCUCUCCGGGAAGUCACUGCCUACCCCAGGCUUAAUCCAAAACCAGAGACUGCCGUGCACACGCAGCUUGUGCGCUGGCCCCGGAGCUCCUACUCCGGAUCAGAUUGGAUCGUCUCUCUUAAACACGUCUUACGUUGGAAUUCUGCAGGAGCCUGGGUGUGCUGGGUGGACAGCGGAGGAAGGAGGUGCCCAAGUCAGCACUAGCCUCUAGGGUCAUUUUCUGCCUCUCCUGCCACGUCACUCCCUCUGCUGAUGAGAGAAAAAAGACUUGCUUGUGCCUAAAGGCUAAAGGUGAUCAUGAAUCAGGCAGAUAAAAAUCAAGAAAUUCCAUCUUAUCUUAGUGAUGAACCACCCGAAGGGUCAAUGAAGGAUCACCCGCAGCAGCAGCCAGGCAUGUUGUCUCGUGUGACUGGAGGGAUCUUCAGUGUUACAAAGGGAGCUGUUGGCGCCACCAUUGGUGGUGUGGCUUGGAUUGGUGGGAAGAGUCUGGAGGUGACCAAAACAGCUGUUACGACUGUGCCUUCCAUGGGAAUCGGGCUGGUGAAGGGCGGCGUGUCUGCUGUGGCUGGAGGAGUGACGGCGGUGGGUUCUGCUGUGGUAAACAAAGUGCCCUUGUCAGGAAAGAAGAAAGACAAGUCUGACUAAGGAGCAGGAACACGCGUGCACUCGUGCCCCACAGAGUACGAUGCCAGUGGCGUUGAACUGCUCGAUCACAGACUACAGCCAAGCCCACUGCUAAACUGCUGUGCUCAAAGUACUGACGGCUGGCUUCUCUAAAACAAGAAGAGACCAAUACUCUCACAGUGUGUGAGGCUUUUCACACUUAAGUCCAGCUUUUUAUCUGGUAAAAUGUUACACUUGCUCAGUUGUAACUGAACAUAUGGUAUGUUUAAAUAUUUGCUCUAAGUCUUUCAGUUUGACUAAAAAUGUGAAAGUUCAACUUAGUAGAUGACUUUACAGUUCCCCGUGUACAGUGUGCCAGGUAAUUCAUGUGCCCCUUGCAAAGGGACUCUUGAACCACAUAAACUGUACCUUUGAUGUGCCUAAUAGUUUCAGAUGUCUUAGUUUUUAUAACAGUAGUGGUUUAGGCCAAGAGGCGUUCUUAUUUAAGCUGGCAGAAAAGUCGCAGGAAUUCAGAAGUUUAGAAGAUAAAUGGUUUUAUGAUACUGUUAAUUGUUUUUUGUUAGAUAAACCUUUUGUUUAAUCAUUGAUGCCUUACAAAAGAAAACAUCUUUUCUAAUACCGUAAAUAUGUGCAGUUCUUAUACUUAUCAGUGAAUUCCUUUAAAGGUUGUAAAACUAGUUUUCCGUCUGAAGAAUCUCAGGAGUAUUGGGUGAAGGCGUCUCCUGUGUCGGUGAGUAAGACAGUGCUUGUUUGCUGUCAGGAGUUAACGUCAGACACAGGCUUCAGCUGGGCUCGUGGUCCCAUCGUUAACACACCCCACAGUGCCUAGGGAAUAUUUCUUAGCUGAUCAGAAGCUGUGUGGGAAGAGUUUUAUAUUAAGAAGGAACAAGUAUUAGUUUUUAAGUUCUUAUAAUUAUCUGAAGCAUCUAAGAUCCAUGCAUCUUCUGUCUUUAGGAUGUCUUAAAUUAUCAGUAGCAAUUCCUUUAAAAAUAAAAUAAAAGCAACCACACAUAUAUGAGGAUUGACUCUUCAAAUGAAUGAGAUGGGCUCCACACAUUGGCUUUGAAUAAAAAAAUACACAAGUGCUUUCAGUGACCUAUGUAGGUUUGUUUGUUGGUUCGUUUUCUGAGAUGACAAGUGCUUUCAGUGACUUUUGUUUGUUGGUUUGUUUGUUUUCUGAGGCGGUAUCUCUGGCAGCCUAGACUGCUCUUGAACAUAGGGAGGGAAAGCUGGAGCUCCUGAUCCUCUUGCCUUCACUUCCCAAGUGCUGGGGUUUAGUCAUGCUGGGGACGGAGCCCAGGGCUGAUGCGUGUUAGGCCAGGAUUGCACCAGUUGAUCUGCACGUGCAGCAGGAUCCACUCGUGCUGUAACACGUUCUUCUGGAGCCCUUUAAAGUGGAUGUAGACACCGUUUUCCAAGCCAUUGUCAGGUAGGGAGUUGACUUUCUUUGGCAUGGCUGGUGAGUGUGUUGUGUCUAAAUGUUCAUAGCUCAUUUAUUCUCAUAGAACCUAACUCAAAAGUCCAUUUGUUUUGUUUUAGUGUUCAGUUUCAUGAAAAUUUUAGUAAGUGAAAUAUGUAUUUGGCAUUUAUCUUAUAAGCUAAGCCUGGGGAAAACCCUUAAUUUUCUUUAUACCUAAAACUAGAAAUCUGUCUCCAUUUUGUCCUUUCUAAUUCCCUGGAGAGAGGAAGGGAGUGGUGUCUUGACCUAAAUAAGUCAAAAUGUAGUGUCUGAGAACGUGAGAAGAUCACCCUCACAUUCAGGCUUCACUGUUUGUGACUCGUGGGUCAACAACUGGAUAAAAGUAGAAAAUCUAAAAGCAUUCAUAAAUAACAGCAGGAAUUUCAAGCAAAUCUAUAAAUGUUCUUGGACCUUUAUGCUUACACAGAACUGAAAAUCAUUAAGGAAUUAAAUUCAGAAGGAUUAAAUGGCCAUUUAUCUCAUGCAAUGUAAUGUAAGAGGCAUUUGUUGGUACAUCUGGUGAAAUGUCUUAACAAAUGAUUUUUUUUAUUUCCAAAAUUAAUAGACCCAUUCUCAGUGAUCUAAAUACUGGUGUUGGAGAACUCAAUUCUUGCCAUUUAGAAAUUACUGCUGGUCUGUAUUUCUAACUUCAAGACUGGUUUAUAUGAGCUUGCAUAUUUAUUUUCAACUUUGCUUAUUUUUAAAAUCACUUGAGGAAGAUGGCUGUGGUUAAUUUCUGCUACAGAAAAGCCACCCGGUAAAUUUUCUUCAUACUCCUAAAUGCUAAAGUGCAGUGUUGCUCAGAGGGCUUUUACAGCAGUAGCAGAUCUGUGCAGUUAUAGUUCUGGCUGAGAUGAGCUUGCAUUUGAUGGUGUGUACAGCUAUACACGUAGGUCUCUUCCGGUUUAUUUAUAUAGACUAGCAAUGUGUUCUGUUAAACAGGACUAGCUCACUUCUGAAACUAUGGUUGUUGUAUACAUCUGGAAGCAUCUGGUAUUCAGCUCCUUUUUUUUUUUUUUUUUUUUUUUUUUAGUGGGCUUUGGCACAGUGGAGAUAAAUUUGUGUGAUCCACUUGAAUAAAUGAUCUAAUGUUGGCGUAUGAAUACUGUAUUCAGUGGCAUGUCAGAUGAACGUAGCCGACUAAAUAAUGUGGUUGGUCCUUUCUGUAUUAAAGGGAUGGAAAAGGACACAUGAAUCUGAUAAUAAAGGACUGUGAUCUGCAAGA
Messenger RNA from Arvicola amphibius (Eurasian water vole), 3474 nucleotides. RefSeq names its product transmembrane protein 263 (gene Tmem263). The coding region runs from base 464 to 811 and encodes 115 amino acids. The record is from RefSeq and is a predicted model, not a curated record. The transcript is spliced from 3 exons. Lineage: Eukaryota; Metazoa; Chordata; Mammalia; Rodentia; Cricetidae.